This is a messenger RNA of Vigna radiata var. radiata (mung bean), 1441 nucleotides long. RefSeq lists its product as uncharacterized. The record is from RefSeq and is a predicted model, not a curated record. The coding region runs from base 142 to 1236 and encodes 364 amino acids. NCBI's taxonomy places the organism in Eukaryota, Viridiplantae, Streptophyta, Magnoliopsida, Fabales, Fabaceae. The transcript is spliced from 2 exons.
AUUUUAUAAUGUUUUUGGUGCACACAAGAUCGUUUAGGUCAGUGUACCCUGUCCUUCUAGGUCCACAACCCAUUAGCUUUAUUAUUCCAUGCCUUCUUCUCACGCCAUAAACCCCACAAGAACACUCUUUCUUAAGCCCUUAUGCAUGGUGGUGGCCCUUUAAAUCCCAUCAAUUCCUUCUCCUUUUUCUUAUCAUCCAAACACUGCCUGCCUAAAGCUUCAUGCUUUCUCUUCCAUCAUGCCCUUCAUUUUUCUAUUUUCAUUCCCCUCUCAAUCAUAGGUAACCAGAAGAGAAAAAAGAAAAAAAAAAAAAAAACAAUGGAUGAAACUAACUUUCUCUUGGAGUUGAAGUUCGUUUCUUCCUUGUGCCUUCAUAACUUCUUCAACCUUCUAUGUGAACAAACAGUGUCCUUUCUGUCCGUGUUCUCUUCGGAUCCCCUGUUUCAUUGCGUCGUCACGUUUUGUACCUUGGUUUUCCUCUACUUGCCGAACCUUUUCUUGAAGGUAGUGUUAUCGCCGGUUCUCAUUCUCACUUCGAUUCUCCUUCUCUCCAUUCUCCGCCUCGGUGCAAUUCAGAAGUCACGACACGAUACGAGGGAAAAUCAAAGGAAGCACGACGAACCAUCCAUCAUUUAUGAAGAAAACAGAGGAAGAAAAUGCAGGGGAGAGAAACAGAGUUCGACCCCGAUCCAACCCAACGAAACAGAGACGACAGAACAAGUGCACCAACGGGUUCAUUCGGAAACAGAGGCCGAUUUCGACGUGGGUUUUGAGCCAAGUUCGUGUUUUAAGGAGUGGAACGUGAAAGCGCCGUUGGAGGUGAUAUACGAGGAGUAUGGUGAAGGUGAAGAAGCAGGUGAUGAUGCAAACGAGAACGUGGGUUUUGUAAGGUACCCUUCGUUGUCGCGGUUUUACCCAGAAUCGGAUUCGGAUAGCGAAUCGGAUAGUGAUUUUCCGGCGAUCGGAGAUUGGGACUCGCCGGAGGACGUUGAGUUCAGGUGGGGCCAAGAAGGAGAAGAAGAGGAGGAAGAAGAAGACAGAGAAGGGUUGAUUGAGAUAGCACUUGAUGGAUUCAAGAGGAAGAGGGGCAUGGAGUUUCAUUUCGAUGAAGAGAAUUUGAUUGAGAUUGAUAUUUCUCCGUCAAGGUACAGAGAACUUUCCGGCGAUGACGAAGUGUUUUCCGCCAAAUUUGCAGGUAUUCAACUGUUCAAGCAUGAAACUCCUCCCUCUAAUUGAAGUGUUUUGCAUGUUGAUGAAGUGGAUUUGUAGAAAAGUUUAUGAGCAUGUAUAUAGCAAAUUAAGGUAGCAUUGUGGUAUGAAAUCAAUGCAUUAAAAAUGGUAAUUUUCUGUUUUGUGAGUUUAACUUAUCUCUAUGAAGCUCCAUCUCAUCUCUAUAUAAGUUCAUCUGAACUGUACCAUGAGUGAGUAAAACUCAAAGCUA